AUUUGAAUAAAUAAUAAUGUCUGGUGACGGCUGGAACUUACAGGAUGACAUCAGUACUGAUGAUCCGGAGAUGAAUGCCCUUAUCAAGAAAAAGGAUAGACAAAGGAAAGGUCUUGAAUUGAUUGCUUCAGAGAACUUUGCCAGCAAGUCUGUACUUCAGGCUCUUGGGUCCUGCCUGAAUAAUAAAUAUUCCGAAGGCCAGCCAGGACAAAGAUAUUAUGGUGGAAAUGAAGUUAUUGACAAGAUUGAAUUGUUGUGUAAAAAGAGGGCCUUAGAAGCAUUUGGUCUAAAUCCUGAUGAGUGGGGAGUUAAUGUCCAGCCUCACUCUGGGUCACCAGCAAAUUUUGCAGUUUACACAGCCUUGGUAGGGCCACAUGGACGUAUUAUGGGCCUUCAUUUACCAGAGGGUGGACAUCUUAGUCAUGGAUUUAUGACACCAAGUAAAAAGAUCUCAGCAACAUCACUGUUCUUUGAAUCAUUUCCAUAUAAACUAGACCCAGUCACUGGAACCAUUGAUUAUGAUAAGCUAGCAGAAAAUGCCCGUCUCUUUUUGCCAAAGAUGAUUGUUGCAGGAAUCAGUUGUUAUUCACGCCACCUUGAUUACAAACGAUUCAGAGAAAUAGCUGAUGAGAAUGGAGCAUAUGUCCUAGCAGAUAUGGCUCAUGUUAGUGGUCUAGUAUCAGCUGGUCUUGCUCCUAGUCCAUUUGAGUUCUGUGAUGUUGUGACCUCAACCACACAUAAAACCCUUCGUGGACCAAGAUCUGGUCUCAUCUUCUUCAGGAAAGGUGUACGUAAGGUGAACAAAGAUGGAACAAAGGUUAUGUAUGACAUAGAGAAGAAGAUAAAUGAGGCUGUGUUCCCAGGACUUCAAGGAGGUCCUCACAAUCACCAAAUAGCAGCUGUAGCAGUGGCCCUGAAACAGGCCAAUACACCAGAGUUCAAAGCCUACCAGAGACAGGUUUUGGCUAAUGCCCAGGUGAUGGCAAAAGAGUUCAUUGCAAAGAGUUAUACUCUUGUAUCAGGAGGAACAGAUAAUCAUUUGAUCUGGGUAGAUUUACGACCAAUGCAGAUAGAUGCUCAUCGUGCAGAAACUGUACUGGAACAAUUGGGUAUCGCACUUAAUAAGAAUACAUGCCCUGGUGAUAAAAGUGCACUGAGACCAGGUGGUCUUAGGAUUGGUUCACCAGCACUGACGUCUAGAAACUUCAAAGAAGCAGACUUUGUGAAAGUUGCUGGUUUCAUUGAUCAAGGAAUCAAACUUACUAAAGAUAUACAAGGAAACUGUGGACCAACAUUGAAAGAGUUUAAGGCCAAAUUAGCGGAGGAUGAAAGUGUGAAAGCCAAGAUUUCAGGUUUAAAGAAACAGGUGGAAGAGUUUGCAAUACAAUUCCCCCUGCCAGGUUUUGACAACUGGUGAUUCAAAGAUGAAUGUCAUAAGAGAAAGUGGUCGUGAUUUUGCAAUAAAAGUGGGACAUAAUAUUAUUUUUUUAACAUAGGGUAGUUAUAUCUGGUCAUUUUGCAUGUGAAAAUGUUUCAAAGAAGAAAUGAAUAUUUGGACCAAAGGGGUUUUUUGUAUGCUUUGAGCUAUUUAUUUUUCUAAGUUUUCUUGGCAAGUUUUAGUAAUCUAUUUAACAGGAAAUCCCUUUAAGGUUUAUAUUUCAUAUUGAAAUCCAUAACAUGUAACAUGUUUAGAAAAAUGUUAUUUCUUUGUUUCUUGUUUUGUUUGUGUUGGCGCAGUUUGUCAAAUAAAUCAUGUUUUCAUUUUAUCCUGGCUUAACUAGAUACGCUGUUUUACUAUUUGUAAUUAUAAUUUGGUGCCAUGUGAAUUUUUGAAAUAUUAUGAAUACUCUUGUUAAAUUAAUCUGAUUUUAAGGCAUGUGUUAAGUGUACAGUAAAGCUACUUGUUCUCUGUUUUAUGUUCUUGUUUGUUCUAAUGUUAGGGGCUGAAUUAUAUUCAUUGCUACAUCGUAUUUUUUCAAUAAAUUUUUAACAUGAAAAA
This is a messenger RNA of Ruditapes philippinarum (Manila clam), 1999 nucleotides long. RefSeq names its product serine hydroxymethyltransferase, cytosolic-like. The record is from RefSeq and is a predicted model, not a curated record. Gene Ontology annotation, molecular function: mRNA regulatory element binding translation repressor activity; serine binding; mRNA 5'-UTR binding. Gene Ontology annotation, cellular component: nucleus; cytoplasm; cytosol. Gene Ontology annotation, biological process: folic acid metabolic process; tetrahydrofolate interconversion; L-serine catabolic process. Lineage: Eukaryota; Metazoa; Mollusca; Bivalvia; Venerida; Veneridae.